Exophiala dermatitidis NIH/UT8656 is the source of this 1706-nucleotide messenger RNA. Its product is annotated as acyl-protein thioesterase 1. Gene Ontology annotation, biological process: protein depalmitoylation. The record is from RefSeq and is a predicted model, not a curated record. The transcript is spliced from 7 exons. Lineage: Eukaryota; Fungi; Ascomycota; Eurotiomycetes; Chaetothyriales; Herpotrichiellaceae. Gene Ontology annotation, cellular component: cytoplasm. The coding region runs from base 687 to 1391 and encodes 234 amino acids. Gene Ontology annotation, molecular function: carboxylic ester hydrolase activity; palmitoyl-(protein) hydrolase activity.
CGCCAGCGUAUCAUCGAGAGACUGGUUCGGUCUGGUCGCGUGGGCAGUUUAUAAGAGUGUGCACACAUACCCUGUCUCGAUGUUAGUUUCGUCGGACAGCGGGACAGCCUGCGCAGUAAAUCCAAUACUGCACUAUAGAAUGAUCCCAAACAUACCAAUUCGCACCUGCGCUUGCAUGCGCUUAAGCUUCUCGGUAUCCAUGUUGCUUGUGUCUUUUGUCGUGGACGAUUCGGACACGAUCGGGAAAACGAGAUUGCUCGUGAUUGUGGUCUGUCCUAGCUUAAUGUAGGACAAUCGAACUGUUACAGGCUGCGGUGGUGAGCUGGAGUUGGUGAAUUGACGUCGGACGCAAUCAAGUUGUCGUGCUGUGCUGCCAGACUGCGAGCGCAGUGUGAAUAUAGGUCUUGGCGGCAAUGGCCCUAAUUGGAGUGACUGCCAGUGCAAUGUGGAUGCGGGAGAAUGACGCCGUCAGACCGUGAAGUGACCGCAACCUCGGCGGGGCAUUCAGUGCGUGACAUACGAACAGUCUCAGGUACAGUUUACUACUAGAGGUAGUAUCUGGAGACGUUCUCCAACACUAUGUUUCCGCAGUCUCCCCGGAUCUCUUUGGGCGUCUUUUACAGUUGAAUCAUUUGCUUUUCUUCGAGCGAACUUGUUUUCAGUCUUUCGCUUAACCGAACGUCAGGAUGGCGGGACGUCAAGCGCUGGUGGUGCCUGCGCUCAAGAAGCACACGGCAACCGUGAUUAUGGCUCAUGGACUGGGAGACAGCGGCGCAGGAUGGGUGUCUCUCGCGGAGAACUGGCGACGACGGGGCAAGUUUGAGGACGUCAAGUUUGUCUUUCCCAAUGCGCCGACGAUUCCGAUCACAGUAAACUUUGGCAUGGCAAUGCCCGGUUGGUACGAUAUCCUUGACUUCUCGGAGCUUAGGCAACAACACGACGAACCGGGCAUCCUCCGCAGCCGAGCGACCUUCACCAAACUCAUUACAGAUGAAAUCGCGGCCGGCAUCCCUUCGAACCGAAUCAUUCUAGGUGGCUUCUCUCAAGGCGGCGCCAUGUCCAUAUUUACAGGUGUCACGACGCCUCAUAAACUCGGGGGCGUUUUCGGACUCAGUUGUUAUUUAUUGCUCGGGGAUAAAAUUAAAGAAUAUGCCAAGGAAGCCAAUGGAGCCAACAAGGACACCCCGUUUUUCAUGGGCCAUGGCGACGCCGAUGAAGUGGUCAAGUAUAGAUGGGGGGUGCAGACAGCCGAGUUCCUGAGAAACGAGCUGGGGCAUAAGGUCGAGUUCAAGACAUACAAGGGUCUCCCGCACUCAGCGGACAUGCAGGAAAUUGACGAUCUGGAGGUGUUUAUCAAAGACUGUCUAAAACCCACAGAGUCUGCCCUCUGACUGCCAGUGGCGGAAGGUGGAGGUGGAGUUGAAGUUGAACACCGCGGUCACUCCGCCUCCACCUCCACCAUAUUUGGUAUCUUGUUGGUUUUCAUGGCGUGUUUUGUUUUGUGUCAGUCUUGGCGUCGGAUCAAAAGGGCAAGAUAAGCAUAGAUCAGCCGGUGGAUGUCUGAACAGUAGAAAGGAUUUUUGAUUCUAAAGACUAGCUUCUUGUCCUCAUGUGUUAUCUUUUCUUUCCUUCGUCUCGCUCAUGCAGCUCCCUCUUUUCGUUGGCCGGUAUAGAACGCCAACCCGUAUGAAUUUGUUGUGAAUGUG